Messenger RNA from Cervus elaphus (red deer), 2301 nucleotides. RefSeq names its product ISL LIM homeobox 1 (gene ISL1). Bases 984 to 2033 code for a protein of 349 amino acids. Gene Ontology annotation, molecular function: cis-regulatory region sequence-specific DNA binding; DNA-binding transcription factor activity, RNA polymerase II-specific. Gene Ontology annotation, biological process: axonogenesis; positive regulation of transcription by RNA polymerase II; neuron fate specification. The record is from RefSeq and is a predicted model, not a curated record. Gene Ontology annotation, cellular component: nucleus. The transcript is spliced from 6 exons. NCBI's taxonomy places the organism in Eukaryota, Metazoa, Chordata, Mammalia, Artiodactyla, Cervidae.
CCCACCCCGCGUUUCUGGAGAUCUGAGGUAAGGGGUAACGGGGUACUGGGGUAGCAGCAGCGAACAAUUCCUCUGGGUCCCUUCAUCCCAGGACCGGAGUCUUCCCCUAGGCAGCUCCCAGCGCGCCACGCGCAGACAAUUCGGGAACUCACCCGCCCUGGCAACCAUGCCCGGCCGGGCCCGGAGCUGUCUGCCAAAGCGCGAGACCAAACCGAGCCAAACGGCCUGUUCCAAGUCGCCCUUUUCCUAAAGUCCGGAAGGGUCCUCGUCAUCUAGAACACCUACCCACCAGCCACUCGCCACCGGAGGCGGAAAAGCGAGCCCCGCGCGCAACGCGGCCAGCCGGACUGCGGGGACCCCAGGAGCGCAGGGCGGAGGAGCAGCGCGACAGGAGGCGAGGGCGCUGGCGGCGCGGCCGGCUAGGAGCAAGGGGGAAGGCGGGGCAGAAGGAGGAGAAGGAAGGCCAGAAGCCAGGGCGGCCGGGCCGCCGGAGCACCGGGGGAGAGCGGUCUGAGCCCCGAGCGAGUCGCCUCGGGAGCCCUAACCGUCUCCCGCGGGCUUGCCGAACCGUCAGUGGCGCACCGCGGCAGCGAGGCUGAAAUAUGAUAAUCAGAACAGCUGCGCCGCGCGCCCCGCAGCCAAUGGGCGAGGCGCUCGCCUGACGUCCCCGCGCGCUGCGUCAGACCAAUGGCGAUGGAGCUGAGUUGGAGCAGAGAAGUUUGAGUAAGAGAUAAGGAAGAGAGGUGCCCGAGCCGCGCCGAGUCCGCGCCGCCGCAGCGCCUCCGCUCCGCCAACUCCGCCGGCUUAAAUUGGACUCCCCGAUCAGCGAGGGCGCGGCGCAGCCGGGCAGCGGGCUCUCUCAGCCUUGGCAACCCCAGGGGCCACUGUUUCCCACUUAGCCACAGCUCCAGCAUCCUCUCUGUGGGCUGUUCACCAACUGUACAACCACCAUUUCACUGUGGACAUUACUCCCUGUUACAGAUAUGGGAGACAUGGGAGAUCCACCAAAAAAAAAACGUCUGAUUUCCCUGUGUGUUGGUUGCGGCAAUCAAAUUCACGAUCAGUAUAUUCUGAGGGUUUCUCCGGAUUUGGAAUGGCAUGCGGCAUGUUUGAAAUGUGCGGAGUGUAAUCAGUAUUUGGACGAGAGCUGUACGUGCUUUGUUAGAGAUGGGAAAACCUACUGUAAAAGAGAUUAUAUCAGGUUGUACGGGAUCAAAUGCGCCAAGUGCAGCAUCGGCUUCAGCAAAAACGACUUCGUGAUGCGCGCGCGCUCCAAGGUGUACCACAUCGAGUGUUUCCGCUGCGUGGCCUGCAGCCGCCAGCUGAUCCCCGGGGAUGAGUUCGCGCUGCGGGAGGACGGGCUCUUCUGCCGCGCGGACCACGACGUGGUGGAGAGGGCCAGCUUGGGCGCCGGCGACCCGCUCAGCCCCUUGCACCCGGCGCGGCCGCUGCAAAUGGCAGCCGAGCCCAUCUCCGCCCGGCAGCCGGCCCUGCGGCCCCACGUCCACAAGCAGCCGGAGAAGACCACCCGCGUGCGGACUGUGCUGAACGAGAAGCAGCUGCACACCUUGCGGACCUGCUACGCCGCCAACCCCCGGCCCGAUGCGCUCAUGAAGGAGCAGCUGGUGGAGAUGACCGGCCUCAGUCCCCGUGUGAUCCGGGUCUGGUUUCAGAACAAGCGGUGCAAGGACAAGAAGCGGAGCAUCAUGAUGAAGCAGCUCCAGCAGCAGCAGCCCAAUGAUAAAACUAAUAUCCAAGGGAUGACAGGAACGCCCAUGGUGGCUGCCAGUCCGGAGAGACACGACGGAGGCUUACAGGCAAACCCAGUGGAGGUGCAGAGUUACCAGCCGCCUUGGAAAGUGCUCAGUGACUUCGCCUUGCAGAGUGACAUCGAUCAGCCGGCUUUUCAGCAACUGGUUAAUUUUUCAGAAGGAGGACCGGGCUCUAAUUCCACUGGCAGUGAAGUGGCGUCGAUGUCCUCUCAGCUCCCAGAUACACCUAACAGCAUGGUAGCCAGUCCAAUUGAGGCUUGAGGAACAUUCAUUCAGACGUAUUUUUUUUUUUCCCUGUUGGAGAAAGUGGGAAAUUAUAAUGUUGAACUCCGAAACAAAAGUAUUUAACGACCCAGUCAAUGAAAACUGAAUCGAGAAAUGAAUGCUCCAUGAAAUGCACGAAGUCUGUUUUAAUGACAAGGUGAUAUGGUAGCAACACUGUGAAGACAAUCAUGGGAUUUUACUAGAAUUAAAACAGCAAACAAAACCCAAACCCAACAUAACGCUAUCCAAUGACCUUAGGAGUACU